AGUGUAGACUCCGUUGAACUUGGUUCAGCCUCAGGAUAUCUUUGCCUGACUGUCAAUCACUCUUCGACGAUCUGUCAAUUCAGCUGUUGAAAGUUGAACACCACUAGCUAUGGGACAGCUCUUCCCAAGGUCGUUGAGGAAUACCCCCCUGUUUUUCUCGAGUCGUCACUUCUCAAACAGCCUUAGCAAUUGCCGUCGGUCUUACACUAUACUCGGACUCGAGUCCUCCGCGGACGAUAGCUGUGCUGCUAUAGUUACAUCCUCUAGAAAAAUAAAAGCAAAUAUUGUCAUCAGACAAGAUGCCGAACAUCAGCAGUAUGGUGGUAUCCACCCGUAUGUUGCAGUACAGUCACAUCAAAGAAAUAUGCCAAUUGCUGUGAAACGAGCUUUGGCUGAAGCGCAAUGUUCUGUGCAUGACAUUGACGGCAUCGCGUUCACUCGCGGUCCAGGGAUGCCAGGGUGUUUGACUGUUGCAGCAACCACGGCAAAAGCACUCGCCGCGGCUCUGGGGAAGCCUCUGGUUGGCGUUCAUCACAUGCAUGCUCAUGCACUGACUCCAUUUCUCUCUCAACCGGAAGACGAUUUGCCAGCGUACCCGUUCUUAACAUUACUACUAACUGGUGGACACACGCUCUUGUUACUGGCCACGUCUCCUAACUCAUAUGAGAUUCUGGCUGAAUCCAUUGACAGUACAAUUGGGUUCGCUUAUGAUCGCGCAUCUCGCGCCUUGGCUAUGCCACCACAUCCGAAAGGGCCAGGAGCAUCCCUAGAAGCCUUCUGCGCUCAACCGGCAGAUGAUUCCGAGCUACAGGACCUCAUGCAACCUCUUGGCGUACCACUGCACAAUAGAAUGGCUUUCUCCUAUGCCGGUAUUGUCGCGCAAAUCAUUCUACGUAUCAAGGAACUCGGUGAUAGCCUUAAUGAUCAGACAAAGCUGGCUCUUGCUCGUGCUUUCCAAAACGCUGCCGCACGUCAUCUCGAGGAAAAGUUGCUCAUGGCGAUCAUGUCAUGUCGAAAGCGCAACCUUGAUAUUAAGCAUAUGGUUAUGAGCGGCGGAGUUGCCAGUAACAUGUUCCUUAGGAAUCGUUUACGAAGUUGUUUGGAAGCUGCAAGUUUGGCUUCUCAGUCACCUAUCAAGCUGAUAUGUCCACCUCCUGCCUUAUGUACAGACAACGCUGCAAUGAUUGCAUGGGCCUCCAUGACCCGGUUCCUUACCCAGGAUUAUGAUGAUCUCACCGUUUCCCUCCGUCCAACAUGGACGCUCACGAACCUCACUCAACCCGAAACGGAGGAUAAAGCAUGGAAGGGAAGAAGGGCUCGCCAUCCAGAAGUUGAUGCUGUAUAGCAUCCAUAUUACACUAAUCACAUUCUCGAACUACUCAGGAAUAGGCUUGAAAUCGCAUUCCAAUUAAUCUUCACAUUGAAGCCUUUGACGUGCUUGCGAAGAUGGGGAAGGCGGCUAAGUCCGGCCACAAGGGUACCGCCAACGCCACCUGCCUGUGGCCAGGUUGUGGAUUGGCACUUUGACAAUAUAAAUGACUCUGAGAUCCCCGCAACACCGCUUAACAACGUACUACCACCCACUCAAUGGAAGAGCCCUCCGACCUUACAGAGUCCAAGAAACGGUCAAGUCCCAUUAUACGUUUACCAAAACGAUCUCGAUGCGAGCGUUGUUAUAAACCCUUUCCUAUCAGUAACGCCGCUGGUCGAGUUACCGGGGAAGAGUCUCGUACGCAUUGCCUCUCAUGCAUAACCCACAAACGAUGCACAAACUGCCACAUCACUAAACCAAGGGUAGAGUUCCUCAAGACGUGCAGGAUUGCGAGGGACAUGCCUGAAUUCGAAGAACUCGCCAAUACUUGC
This is a messenger RNA of Somion occarium, 1863 nucleotides long. Lineage: Eukaryota; Fungi; Basidiomycota; Agaricomycetes; Polyporales; Cerrenaceae. The record is from the annotation of a GenBank genome assembly.